Anarrhichthys ocellatus (wolf-eel) is the source of this 3196-nucleotide messenger RNA. Its product is annotated as integrin-linked protein kinase. NCBI's taxonomy places the organism in Eukaryota, Metazoa, Chordata, Actinopteri, Perciformes, Anarhichadidae. Gene Ontology annotation, molecular function: protein serine/threonine kinase activity; ATP binding; protein binding. Gene Ontology annotation, cellular component: stress fiber; focal adhesion. Bases 433 to 1791 code for a protein of 452 amino acids. The record is from RefSeq and is a predicted model, not a curated record. The transcript is spliced from 14 exons. Gene Ontology annotation, biological process: cell-matrix adhesion; integrin-mediated signaling pathway; substrate adhesion-dependent cell spreading.
UCAUCUGAACGUUACCACGUACGUCCGUACGGCGGUGAGGGUGUGGACGUCCCACCGCAUUCACUCUGCUGGAGACAACAUAACGUCGCUAAUAACUUCUCACCAAAUUACUCAACAACAGGCGUUUGUACCCGAGUUUAAGACAGCUCUCGCUGACAUCUUCAAAGUGCUUGUUUUUGUCUGACCACUGGCCCCAAACUCCCCAAAGUAAUUCAGCUAAGUUUGACACAAGAGAGAGAAAAGCAGUAAAUCCUCAAAACUGAGAAACGAGAACCAGAGGUGCUGCUGAGCUAACUCUGAAGGCGUCACUCGUAAUCCCAGAUGAGGGACUGAUGCUGAACCCCUCGGGUCGCCUCUCUCGUCUGUCCCACUUCAGUUCUGCCUCUGCUCUGACGGGCGAAACCUUAAGAGAAGCAGAGUCCACCAGCCAACAUGGACGAUAUCUUCACGCAGUGCCGCGAAGGCAAUGCGGUGGCAGUUCGCUUAUGGUUGGACAACACGGAGAAUGACCUCAAUCAAGGAGACGACCACGGCUUCAGCCCUCUCCACUGGGCAUGCAGGGAGGGCCGCUCCAGCGUGGUGGACAUGCUCAUCAUGAGAGGGGCUCGCAUUAACGUCAUGAACCGGGGGGACGACACGCCUCUGCACCUGGCCUCCAGCCACGGACACCGCGACAUUGAGGGAAAGCUGAUCCAGUGCAAAGCAGACACUAAUGCAGCUAAUGAACACGGGAACACACCACUGCAUUAUGCCUGCUUCUGGGGCCAGGACCUCGUGGCUGAGGACCUUGUGACUAAUGGGGCUCAGGUGAGCAUCUGUAACAAAUAUGGGGAAACCCCUCUGGACAAAGCCAAACCUCACCUUCGUGAACUCCUCAGAGAAAAGGCUGAGAAAAUGGGACAGAACUUGGCUAAAAUUCCCUUCAAGGACACGUUCUGGAAAGGCACCACCCGAACUCGACCCCGCAACGGCACUUUGAACAAACAUGCCGGCGUUGACUACAAACAGCUCUCUCUCCUGGCUAAAAUAAAUGAGAACCAGUCCGGAGAGCUGUGGCAAGGGCGCUGGCAAGGAAAUGAGAUUGUUGUUAAGGUGCUAAAAGUUCGUGACUGGACCACAAGGAAAAGCAGAGAUUUCAAUGAGGAAUGUCCCAAACUCAGGAUAUUCUCCCACCCGAAUGUCCUACCCAUGUUGGGAGCAUGUCAGUCUCCUCCUGCCCCUCACCCCAUCAUCAUCACACACUGGAUGCCUUAUGGCUCCCUCUACAACGUGCUGCAUGAAGGCACCAACUUCGUGGUGGACCAGACACAGGCGGUGAAGUUUGCGCUGGACAUUGCUUGUGGAAUGGCCUUCUUACACACACUUGAACCCAUGAUCCCUCGCCACUAUCUCAACAGCAAGAGUGUUAUGAUCGAUGAAGACAUGACAGCCAGGAUCAGCAUGGCAGAUGUCAAGUUCUCCUUCCAGUGUCCUGGCAGGAUGUACUCGCCUGCAUGGGUAGCCCCCGAGGCCCUGCAGAAGAAGCCAGAAGAGAUCAACCGCCGGUCAGCAGACAUGUGGAGCUUUGCUAUCCUGCUGUGGGAGCUGGUGACCAGAGAAGUGCCGUACGCUGACCUCUCCAACAUGGAAAUAGGCAUGAAGGUUGCCUUGGAGGGUCUCAGGCCCACCAUCCCCCCCGGCAUUUCGCCCCACAUUUGCAAGCUCAUGAAGAUAUGCAUGAACGAGGACCCGGCAAAGAGGCCUAAAUUUGACAUGAUUGUGCCGAUUCUGGAAAAAAUGCAGGACAAGUGAAAGACCUCCUCCGCCCUCCUGUUCUGAAGCGUUGACUUCGGGGAACUCUUCCCCUAAAGUAUCCCUUUGAUGUGGUGGUGUGGUGCUUACCAGUAUUGCCUUAAACUCUUACUCUACUGCUGCAUUCAAUGCCACUGUAGCUUCUGAGAUGAAUUCAGCAGCAGUCACGCCUUUUUACCUUUUUUUUUUUUUUUUUUUUUCUUCUUUUUUUUUUUUCCCCCAAAGUGUUGCAAGUUUUUAUUAGCGUCUUCAUCUUUGUCACUGUCUGCCGAUGCUGCUCUUCUUAUAAACUGUAAUCAUGUGGACUGAGUACAAUCAUCUUCGAUCUGCUAGACUGAACAACCUGUGAAGGUCAGCAUGGCAGUGGAUUUAAGGCCUUAUAUUUCUUAACUACAGUCGGCUGGCUAUUGAAAACAAGUCACCCUGCAAGGAAACUGCUCCUCUAUAAUGUUGGCUCUCUAUAAAACAAAUAACAUAUUAACUCAAAGCUUGUCUUGUGGGGGAAAGAACUGUGUGUAACUGGGCUAGCAUGACAAAUGUCUGAAACCAAGCAUUUAAACACACUUUUUUCUUAAUCCUAAAUGUUAUGUAUGAGUGGUGCCUGUGGGAGUACUGAGCAGUGUUGUCCCUUACAGCUUGGCUGUGUAGUGAUGUGCAGAGCUUCACCUGCUGAGAAUGAUGUAACACUGGCCAUAGAAGCUUUAUUCCCGGUGCAGCAAAAAAUGUCAGUGUUGAUCUUUGCAAUGUUGGGAUUAUUUUUCUAAAUUGCAUUGCAAGAUUGCUGAUUUACUCUUGUUUAAAUUACUCAAAUAAUUGAAUGUAAUCUAGUUUAUUUUCAUUACUUUCCCUUCAAAAUCUCAAUGUAACAGUUUUUUUUAUGAUGAAAUGAUGUACUUUCCUACAAAAGGAGUACGUAUUCUCCUUUUCAAGACGUCUAAAGGUGUUAAAAUCAUGUUUUCAUGUUGAAUACUGGCAACAUAAUCCAACAUUCAAUACUUUGUUUUCCUUGUAACACUGCAACCCAGACUGUAAUUUAUUCAUGGAUUCCACAGGUACAGUUAUUUGUUGUUUUGUUGUUGAGCAUGUGGGCUGCCUUUCCUCCCACGUUCACGGCUACAUCAGAAGCAGCUGUGAACAGAAGGUGACCGAGACAUUAAGGGCUGCUGUUAACAUCCUGCAAACUGUCGUAAUGUUUUCUCACUUGCUCUGAUCGUUUUGGUCCUCUAGUCUAGAUUACUUCAGACUUUGUCUCAAUCUCACGGGUUGUUUCUUCUACCUGCGUGUUGUCUCUGUGCUGCCGCCAGCUUGCUUGUUUGUGCUGAAUCACUGGUUGAAACCAAAAUCAAGAAUGACUUAUACAAAUGUAUGUAUUUAUAUAUAAGUAUAUUAAAAAGGAAUCAUAUUG